This is a messenger RNA of Gongylonema pulchrum, 234 nucleotides long. The record is from the annotation of a GenBank genome assembly. Lineage: Eukaryota; Metazoa; Nematoda; Chromadorea; Rhabditida; Gongylonematidae.
AUGAAAAGGCCGAGUUAUUCGCGAAAAAAUGAAGAGGAACUGGAAGGAGAGCAUUUGCUGGGGCAGCCGAUGCAGCAACCGCACCAGCAACCAUCGCAACGACCGCUGGAGAAAGCAGAGCCAGUGCAAGGACGAUCUCGAUGGCGAAAUGUGGUGCGCGGAACAUUGCAUCGACUAAGGCGACUGAAACGUCAAGACAUACCUCAGCCGAUACAGCAACAAGCGCUGAAAUAA